Messenger RNA from Protopolystoma xenopodis, 3219 nucleotides. NCBI's taxonomy places the organism in Eukaryota, Metazoa, Platyhelminthes, Monogenea, Polystomatidea, Polystomatidae. The record is from the annotation of a GenBank genome assembly.
AUGCCGAUUGAGAAAGUGUUCACCAGCUGCAAGCAAACCAGUAAACUCUCGCUUCAUGGCAGCACCUCGUGCUCUAUAACUAGAUAUCAUUGCUUCGACAAAAACGACCUAGACCCGGCAGCUUCGGAUGCCUUGCCCGACCUUCAAUCUGAUUCCAGUGAGGCUGUUAUAGUCAGUGGUUCUGCCGGUUUCGAGGUGUCAGCGAGUUCUGCUCAAUCGAGCUCCUUGUUCAGGGACGAGCUAUGCACUAGCCGACACGCAGUCUCUUCACCACCUUGUAUAGCUCGUGACAGAACAAGCAGGUUUCGCAAAGAGCGCUGGAAGAAGCUGUCUCCAAUUGACCGGACAGAGUACAAUAUAGACCAAGAAAGUGGCCUCGGAAUGAAGUGUGUUGGUCAACCACAUGUCGGCUAUAAUUAUGGCUCGUUUAAACUGGCCAAACUGACAGCAGCUGAGAAUGUGAACAAAGAGACCUCUCCGGGUGAAAACCGUCCCGGGACACAGGGAUUUGAACAAAUAGUUUUGCCUGAAACCUAUGGUGUCUCUGAGACAGGGCCAAAUUGCAUGUCUCAUCGGUUUCCCAGGUUUCGGACCGAGAGGAGGAGUUUAUCAACCAGCGACUCCUCGACUCUCGAGCCUUCAGUCAACUCUAUUCGGGCCGAAUCUAAUAUCUCCUCCAUGCUAGACUGGCCGCCCCUUGGCAACCGAACUAACUCAAACUUCUCUGACAAUCAGACUAACUGUCCCCCUCUCUCCUUCUUCCAUCUUUCCUCCACCCUCAUCCCGGCACCCUACCCCGUCACUCUCUUCUCUCCGCUGAAAAAACACCUUGUCACCCCGGCCUUCGGCUGCCAUGGCGACACUCCUUUAUCGCCGGACUGUACAUCAUUUCAACCCGUGGGAGGCGUUCUCCUAUCAAAUAAUGAUGUAACUGACGGUGUCAUUGGCGCCAAAUGUGGCCAUACUCGCAGGUCCUAUGCUUCGCGUCACUACACCUCCUCGAGUGGCGGGGGAACCGGUCUUUCGAUCGCCUCCUACUCUUCGCCUAACGCCGUCUCAUCAAUCACCACCAGCAGCGGUGAUGGGGGCCCUGGAGGAGGUACCAGUUCUAUUUUCACCUCCGGACUCGUCUCUCUGGCGGCCACUGGAGCCUCGAUCGGCCUGACAGUAGGCCAGCAUUCAGUUGGGGGCCUUUCGAGAGCCGUCUUGGAGGCUAAUGACGCUAGUCCGUCGUCCUCUGCAGCCAACAGUGCCACCUCGGUGGCGUCGACUGUGGCUGUGGUAGGAGGUGUAGCUGUUGCAUCAGCAUUUGGACAAAAAUCAAGUCGCCGUACAGGCCUAUCCAAAAGGGCCGGCCUCGCUCGACAUGCCAGACUUAAGAGGACCCUAAAGACGAUGGGAGCAUUGGACAACGAUAAGAUGUGCAGAGAAAUGAUUGGAGAACAGGAGCGAGACGAAUAUGACGACUAUACGCAACGGAAGGAAGAGGAAGCAGAAGAGGCGGAGGCGGAAGCCGAGACUAAGACGCGGCUGUUCAGGUCUCAUGAUCGCCUCAAAACUAGCCUGCCUCACGAGGCGACAAGCAGCACUGAGGGCUAUAACAAAUUUGGCUCUCGACUCGGUCAGACGGAGACGAUCAGUGAAAACAACCAUCUCAUAUGCGCCCAAGUCUGUUCUGGCUACGAGGCGGAGAAUGAACGGAUUGUUGUGAAUGUCUCGGGGCUUCGAUACGAGACUCAUCUCAAAACGCUGAAUCAGUUUCCCAACACACUGUUAGGAAAUCCGAUAAAGCGAAACCGCCACUAUGAUCCGUUAAAGAAUGAAUAUUUCUUUGACAGAAAUCGGCCUAGCUUUGACGCCAUCCUCUACUACUACCAGAGCGGUGGUCGUCUCCGAAGACCCGUCAAUGUGCCAAUCGACGUGUUCACAGAGGAGAUACACUUCUAUGAACUGGAUGAAGAAGCCAUCGAGAAGUACCGCGACGAUGAGGGCUUUAUUAAAGAGGAGGUAAAGGUGCUACCAGAGAAUGAUUUUCAACGCAAGGUAUGGUUGCUCUUUGAGUACCCGGAGAGCUCAAUGGCGGCUAGAUGCAUAGCCAUUUGCUCAAUCUUUGUAAUAGUACUUUCGAUCGUGAUUUUCUGUGUAGAAACUCUGCCCCAUUUCAAACACUACCGUAUUCGGCAACGAGGUACCAGUGACUCCACCUCCGUGCUGCUAUUCACUUCUAACAAACACACAGAAAAUCUCUCCCAACCAGAAAAUCCCAACUACAGACCGCAAACACAAGGUCUCAUCACCCACCAACAAGAGGAGGUUGAUGAAUAUUUUUACGAGUGGAUGCAGAAUCUUAUCAUUGAAGAAGAUGAUCUGCCACAAAUAUCGGAGCCUUUUUUUCUUAUAGAGACAGUCUGCAUAAUCUGGUUCACUUUUGAGCUCCUGGUUAGAUUUGCCUCCUCACCAGAAAAGCUGGCCUUUUUUCAGGACAUCAUGAAUUUUAUAGACAUUGUUGCAAUAAUCCCAUAUUUUAUAACCCUGGGAACCGUGAUUGCAGAUGACACCAAGGGCCAGAAUCAGGCUAUGUCACUAGCCAUCCUCCGAGUCAUUCGACUUGUCCGUGUCUUUCGUAUCUUCAAACUCUCUCGUCACUCUAAAGGACUUCAAAUUCUUGGACAGACGCUAAAGGCUAGCAUUCGAGAGCUUGGGCUUCUUGUCUUUUUUCUUCUUAUCUCAGUGAUAUUAUUUUCUUCUGCAGUCUACUUUGCCGAAGUGGAUGCAGACAAAACCUAUUUUCGUAGUAUUCCCGAUGCCUUCUGGUGGGCGGUUGUAACUAUGACAACAGUUGGCUACGGCGACAUGCGUCCAGUGACCGUCUGGGGCAAGCUAGUGGGAUCACUUUGUGCCAUUGCAGGCGUUCUGACGAUUGCGCUUCCCGUACCAGUGAUAGUCUCAAAUUUCAACUAUUUUUACCACCGUGAAACUGAGACUGAAGACAAGCAGACCUACAUUCACGUUCAAUCCUGUCCCAGUUAUCGAAGCUCCAGCAUCAGCAGUUCUCGAUCUGGCAGUGACGAAAAGGACUCAUUUUCCGAAUCUCCAGAUCCCACGUCUGCUAAAAUGCCCAGACACAGGCUUCUUAUCGGCCUUGGGAGCCUAAAAAAGCAUGCCGACAAAACUUUACUUUCCUCUUCCAGAACCGAUUUGUCAAAGGCUGUCACCAGU